Molecule: messenger RNA, 2067 nt
Organism: Annulohypoxylon maeteangense
Lineage: Eukaryota; Fungi; Ascomycota; Sordariomycetes; Xylariales; Hypoxylaceae
Product: fungal-specific transcription factor domain-containing protein
Exons: 9
Coding region: 1-2067 (688 amino acids)
Biological process (GO): positive regulation of transcription by RNA polymerase II; DNA-templated transcription
Cellular component (GO): nucleus
Molecular function (GO): zinc ion binding; sequence-specific DNA binding; DNA-binding transcription factor activity, RNA polymerase II-specific
Source: RefSeq, a predicted model, not a curated record
AUGGAGUUGACGACAGCGAGUAGUCCGCCAAAGAAGACUUCGAAACGAUCCUCUAACGCGUGUAUCCGUUGUCGCAAACAGAAAAUAAAAUGUUCUGGCCUUCAGCCAUGCGAAGGAUGUAUGAAAAGGAAAGCGAACUGCGUGUUCGAUGAUGCCGGUGAUAGGGUAGUUGUGAAGAGAGCGUUCCUUUUAGAACUUCAACAGAAGGCGGCGCGGUCAGAGCGACAGCCACCAGCCGCUGAAGGAAGUGUAUCGGCACCAUCUCUGUUUGGGCAAGAUGCUGAUGGCAUGCGCGAAGAUAGCCACGAUCCAAGCGCUUCACAGAAUAGCGACGACGACCAAGCCAUCUCAUCGGAGCAGGGCGCAAGUCAGCCAAAUGUGACGAAUCUCUUGGCUGCUUCACCAUCUACGUUCAUGCCCGCCCCAAAUGGACAGCAAUUUUACUUGGGGACAUCAUCGAAUUGGUCUUUUGCGGGCAAAGUCCUUAAGAUAGCCCAUGAGAAUAUCCAUCAAGCGCCAUUGCCACCAAAUUCAUUACUUUUCGAUGGUUUGGCGUACGAUUUGGGAUGGGACGGGCCUUUGGACCACACAGAUCCAGAAGCGCUUGCCAUACCGAGCCCUGACUAUUCCAUAUACCUGGUGAACGCCGUCAAGUUCCAUUGUGGACAAAUGUACCAUCUGUUCGAAGACGACGAAUUCCACCAGCGCCUUCAACAAUUUUACUCCGAGCCUGACAAUCCUGGCAGAACAUCUAGCUUAUGGUACAUUCACUUUCUCCUGAUCUUGGCUUUUGGCAAGAUUUUUAUAAUGCAGAAAUGUGCCGGCAAGCGGCCUUCCGGUGCGGAAUUCUUCGUCAGGGCCAUGCAACUUCUACCGCCAGCUUAUGUUUUCCCUCACGACCCAGUUGCCUCUACGGAAAUUCUUUGCUGUAUAGCAUUAUAUCUCCAAUGCGUUGACCAUCGUAGCUCCGCGCAUACAUACAUUGGUCAAGCGAUGCGUGUGGCCCUGGCCUACGGGAUGCACACAGAUAUGCCAGAGUCUCAACUCGGAGAGAAACACGUACAUAGAUGCCGCAAGAUCUGGUGGACCAUAUUCAUAUUGGACCGACACAUGACAUCUAUGAUGGGAUUGCCUCAAAACAUCCGAGACUCGGAAAUUCAAUGUCAAUUGCCAAUAUUCCCCGAGUCCGGUCAACGAACGACGACGCUUGACUUACACAUCAAAUUGGCACGCAUUAUAGCGGAGAUUAACAACAGUAUCUAUGGUAUUAAUGGUCGAUUGAAAGGAAAAUUCUUAAUGAGUACGAAGGCAUCGCUAGAAAAUUUAGCGGGUUUAGCGACCGAGCUUGGGCACACUUUACCCCUGAAAUUAGAUCAGCCCGGCUACGGCGUUUCGAGGAUGUCCGCUUCGCUACAUCUUCUUUACCACCAGUGUAUCGUGUUGGCGACGCGUCCCUUGAUGUUUUGCGAUCUGAAAAUGAAAUUUGAGUCCGCAACUUGUCGGAACAUUUCCACCCAUGACCGUUUUGGUACUCUCUUACAAAUGUGUGUAGAGUCUUCUCAAUCAAUCGUCAUCAUAUUAGAGAGUCUGCAUGCUCAAGGACUCCUUGAGACAUUCUUAUCCCUUGAUCUCGAUUCUUUACACGCAUCAUCGAUAAUACUAGCUAUCGCAUCCAUCGUCGAUGAGAACCGCAUGAGGGAUCGCCCUGCAUGGGUGCAGCGAUCUCUAGAGUUAUUCGAUUGCAUGAUAUCGGCCGGAAAUCUGGUUGCUAGCUGGCGAAAGUCGGAAAUGCAACAACUUGACCAAAUGAUGAGUGAAAUUUUACUUGCUCGUAACAACGUCGCCUACACUACAUGUUCAGACGCGAGACUACAACCUCAUGAUAGCCGAGCCCCAACAACCCUUCCUAUCAAUCAGGAGCCGUUACCCUUACCACCCCUCCACAUGAACGGUAUGAGCAGCGGCGAUGAUCUCUCGGCAGAUCAACUCUUGGCGAUUGCGAGUUCUAUCCAAGAUGAGGAUGUGGAAUGGAUGGACCGUGCAAUAGCAGAGAAUAGUAUCUGGUAG